AUGUACGAAGACUCGGAGCUUCUGCUUCGAUACGCAGAAGAAACCGACGACGAUAGCUACGACUCGGCCGUCGAAUACGAAUUCUACAAUGGCACGGAUCCUUGGGACGAGAAUCCCUACGAGGGACGCGUUUUCCACGGAUUUGCUCAGCUGCCUCCAGAGCUGCGCCUCAAGAUCUGGGAGCUGGGCCUGAUAGAGGCAGCGCAGCCUCGCGUUCUUCAGUUCGAAGUUCGUGCUAUCUCUCGAAAGAUGCCCGGCGUUUUUACAGAAAACGAGUAUGGCGACCAAAUCCAGCGUCUGUUUCGGGAUUGGCACAUUCGGCCCGGCAAAGAUCUGGCCCGCGUAACCAAGCGGACGCGCAUCCUCAUGGCCGUCAACCGAGAGGCUCGAGAGGUCGCUCGCAAGAUUCUGCCUCACACUCUCAAGGUUCAGAAUCCUGCGAGAAAUGGCUAUGGAAUGGUGUCCUUCAACCGGGAUCGAGAUGUUGUGCAAAUCGACGGAUACGAAAAAGGGCACAUCAGUCCAUUUGCUCCUGAUAAGAGAUUGGAAGACAGCGCAUAUCAUUUCGACGGCUUCGCGGAAAAUGUGGUGCAGCUUGCAAUUGACGAACACGCCUUUAACGACAAUGACACGGAUAUCGACACCGCUCCUUACUUCAUCCACGCCAUGGAGCCAUUCUAUAAUCUCAAGCGGCUAUUUCUUCUCGCCCAAAUUGUCCUCCCGUUGGCCCCCUACGUGCAGCGCUGGUGUGGCUCGGAUUUCGUUUAUACACAUACUACCGCUAUAAAAGACAGAGGCAAUGACUAUUUUUGGACAAAACGAUGUUGGCCGAAUGCGGACGACUACGACGACUUUGUUCGUAACAAUGUCCCAACCCCAAUGAUAAGAGAUAUAUCCCAUCCAUUACCUUUUACUCGGAGUAUCUCAGUCCUCCCAAUGCUCGCAUUCGAUGAUUCAGAGGGCUUAAAAGCUCUGGAUAAAGCGAGGGUAAGGUGGCGGGAGAGCUAUGAACGCGGCGUUCCCAUCUGGGAAGUCUCUGAUUCUUCAUCCGACUCCGAUGCCAGUUCCCAAUCUGAGCCUGACGAAUACGAAAGCGAGGGAAUCGAUGACUCCGAAAUCAUUGACAAUGAUAGCGAAGACAAUAGUAAUGAGGAUGACAUGUCUGGAGAUGAAGUUUAUGACGAUGAUGACGACGUUACCCUAGAUGGCAACGAGGUGGGAGAAAUCGUUCCCGUCUUUUCCAGCCCAGAGCCAGAGCCAGAGCCAGAGCCGACUGGCCUCGGAAGCUCUACCCCGGAUGCGCAGAACUCUCGGAAACGGCGAAUUGUAGCUGAUUCGGAUGAUGAGGAUCCAUCUGAAGGACCAGGAGCGAAGCGAGCUCGCACUAGCCGCCCAGCGCGAGUCGUCACGUCAGACACGGAGGAUGAAGGAGUGAGCGAGCCCAACGGCACUAGGAGAAGUCGCAAGCGUGUGGCGAUUGUUGACAGCGAUGAAGAAGAAGAUGACGACGAUGGUAAUGACGUCGAAGUCAAUGGAAUGGGCGAGGAUGGGUCCAGCAGCAAGAAAGACGGAAAGGGGGCUUCAAAUGGAGUAAAGAGCAAUCAUAGAGGCCAAGAGGAUGAUGAAGAUGAUGAUGAAGAAGACGAAGAGGAAGAAGACGAAGAGGAAGUCACAGAUGUAAGGCAGUUGAGUUUAGCCACUCGGCUUGAUCUCAUGCCACAAAGGCAUCCCUCGUCACGCAAGAGAAAGGCAGAGGACGACAUGAGUACAGAUCCGGAAGAGUACUCUGAGGAUGAUGAUGACGAUGAUGACGAUGACGAGGACGAGAGAUCCGAAGACGAUCUUAUCGAUGGUAUUGCGGAGGAGUCUGACGAGUCCGAUUAUGAAUGA
Trichoderma breve is the source of this 1890-nucleotide messenger RNA. RefSeq lists its product as uncharacterized. The transcript has a single exon. The coding region runs from base 1 to 1890 and encodes 629 amino acids. Lineage: Eukaryota; Fungi; Ascomycota; Sordariomycetes; Hypocreales; Hypocreaceae. The record is from RefSeq and is a predicted model, not a curated record.